AUGGCGUUGGACAUGAAGUUACAGACUCGCAAGUACCUUAUCGCCAUUACAGACUCGCAAGUACCUUAUCGCGAGUACAGACUCGCAAGUACCUUAUCGCGAGUACAGACUCGCAAGUACCACAUCGCCAGUACAGACUCGCAAGUACCACAUCGCCAGUACAGACUCGCAAGUACCACAUCGCCAGUACAGACUCGCAAGUACCACAUCGCCAGUACAGACUCGCAAGUACCUUAUCGCCAGUACAGACUCGCAAGUACCUUAUCGCCAGUACAGACUCGCAAGUACCACAUCGCCAGUACAGACUCGCAAGUACCACAUCGCCAGUACAGACUCGCAAGUACCUUAUCGCCAGUACAGACUCGCAAGUACCUUAUCGCCAGUACAGACUCGCAAGUACCUUAUCGCCAGUACAGACUCGCAAGUACCACAUCGCCAGUACAGACUCGCAAGUACCUUAUCGCCAGUACAGACUCGCAAGUACCUUAUCGCCAGUACAGACUCGCAAGUACCACAUCGCCAGUACAGACUCUCAAGUACCUUAUCGCCAGUACAGACUCGCAAGUACCACAUCGCCAGUACAGACUCUCAAGUACCACAUCGCCAGUACAGACUCGCAAGUACCACAUCGCCAGCACAGACUCGCAAGUACCACAUCGCCAGUACAGACUCUCAAGUACCACAUCGCCAGUACAGACUCGCAAGUACCACAUCGCCAGCACAGACUCGCAAGUACCACAUCGCCAAUACAGACUCUCAAGUACCUUAUCGCCAGCACAGACUCGCAAGUACCACAUCGCCAGUACAGACUCGCAAGUACCUUAUCGCCAGUACAGACUCGCAAGUACCUUAUCGCCAGCACAGACUCGCAAGUACCUUAUCGCACGUAGAUUGAAGUAA
This is a messenger RNA of Haliotis rufescens (red abalone), 900 nucleotides long. RefSeq lists its product as uncharacterized. The record is from RefSeq and is a predicted model, not a curated record. The transcript has 2 exons. Lineage: Eukaryota; Metazoa; Mollusca; Gastropoda; Lepetellida; Haliotidae. The coding region runs from base 1 to 900 and encodes 299 amino acids.